Messenger RNA from Solanum verrucosum, 589 nucleotides. RefSeq lists its product as uncharacterized. Bases 71 to 589 code for a protein of 172 amino acids. The transcript has 3 exons. The record is from RefSeq and is a predicted model, not a curated record. Lineage: Eukaryota; Viridiplantae; Streptophyta; Magnoliopsida; Solanales; Solanaceae.
ACAACCACCACUUUUUAGCAGACCAUCAAGCUCAAGUCAGCCACUAGUAUUCAGUCAUCAAGGAAGUUCUAUGUGUUUUGAUUCUUCAGCUGUUAGAAGAGAGCAACAACCUGCUAAAAGCAGAGGCACAUGCAGAGGCAUAGACAGAGGCACUGGCAGAGGCACAGGCAGAGGCACAGGCAGAGGCACUGGUAGAGGCACAUGCAGAGGCACUGGUAGAGGCACUGGCAGAGGCAUUGACAGAGGUAUUGGUAAAGGCACUGAAGGUGUAUCAAGUCAACAACCUGAUCAACCAAGGGCUAUGGGAGAUUCAAUAUCAACAGGAAGACAAAAAAGGACCAAGACUGUAGGAUUUGGCAUCUAUACAAAUGCAAGUGGUAGUCAAACCUUUAAUCCUGGUACUUCAGGAGAAAGAGUUAUCACUCCGGGAGUUUACAAGGAUGCAACUCCAACAAAUAUUGAUAUUGGUUAUAAGCCUCGAGGACUCAAGUGGAAUGGUGGAGAUGCUGCCACAGCUUCACAAUUGCAAUGUAUCAGUCAGUCAAGAAAAAACAAACGUGGAACAUCUAGUUCACCAAGGACUGCCUAA